AUUUUGGAGUCGGCGUUCGGGUCAGUCCGCCUCGCUUAGCCUAACGUUGCCAGUCUGUACCGGUGUUGGUCGUGGUUUGUGUCUCAGUUCCUUUUCGACCUUACCAUAGCUUGUUUGUGAUCGUCAGUCGUCCCUUACACCCGCCAAAAUGGACUACGACGAUGUCAGCAGCCACCACAUUACCAAGCGAACCAUUCAACGGACAUACAAUGUGUACCGAGGAACGUCGCCGGCAACGCAGAAUAGGCUUGAGGCCAGAAUUCGUGAGUUGGAAGACAGUUUAGAUUUCGAAAGAGACGCACGCGUUCGGGCAGAAAAGCAGUUUGCCGAGACACUCUUCCAAUAUGAACAGCUCCAGGACCGACUGGAUGAACAAGGAAGCGUUUCCAUACAACAUAUGGAGAUGGCAAAGAAACGUGAGUCCGAGGUCAACAAACUUCGUAAAGAUCUUGAGUUGGCUAUUCUAUCGCACGAGAGCGCCGAACAGAGUCUACGCAAGCGACACAACGAGACUGUGAACGAUCUCACAGACCAGCUGGAGUACGUGUCGAAACAGAAGAACCGCGCCGAGAAGGAGAAGCAGCAACUGAUCAUUGAAAUCGACAGUCUCCAGGUGCAAGUAGACUCGCUCGCCAAGUCCAAGGCGUCGGCCGACAGCAGGAUCGACUCCCUUGAGGCGUCCAACAGAGCCCUCAAGGGCCAGGUUGACGAUCUCACGAGACAGCUCAACGAUAGCAACGGAUCACGCACUCGUCUGACUCAGGAAAAUUUCGACCUUCAGCACCAAGUGCAGGAACUGGACAGCGCCAACCAGGCUCUCGCUAAGGCCAAAUCUCAACUGCAGGCCCAACUAGAUGACUUGAAGCGCGCCCAUGAUGAUGAAUCAAGGCAAAGACAGAAUCUGCAGGUGCAGCUGCAGGGCCUGCACGCCGACUACGACAACCUGAACGCCCGGUUUGAAGAGGAAUCCGAAACCUCCAACACCUUGCGACAACAGCUUUCCAAGGUGAACAGCGAAUAUUCUUCACUCAAAGCCAAGUUUGACAAGCAAAUCAUCGCCCUCCAGGAGGAGCUGGAAGAUAGCAGGCGUAGACUUAACGCUAAGAUUGCCGACCUUGAAGGAGAGAAUGAAACACUCCGCGCUCGAUGCAGCAAUUUGGAAAAGACCAAGAACAAACUGUCCGCCGAAAUCAAGGAACUCACAAUCGAAAUAGAAAAUAUUCAAAUCAUCAUACAAGACCUGACAAAGAGGAACCGCCAGCUGGAGAACGAGAACGCGCUGCUGCAGAAGAAGGUGGACGACCUGACCGCCGAGAACAACGGUCUGCGCGCCGACAAGGCCAACCUGGAGGCCGAGUGUCACCGACUCAAGGUGCUCGUCGCCGAGCUCACCGAGAGGAACGACAACCUCCAGAGGGAGAACAAGAACCUCUCAGAUCAGCUGCGUGAGGCCCAGCACGCUCUGAAGGACGCCAAUCGCGAACUGGCUGACCUCCGCCAGCUCCGUGCCCAGCUCGAGGCUGAGAGAGACUCGCUGGCUGCCGCUCUCAAGGACACCGAGGACGCGCUCCGUGACGCCGAGAACAAACUGGCCAACGCCCAGAACGCGCUGGCCACCCUCCGAACCGAGAUGGAGAACAGACUCAGAGAGAAGGACGAGGAGAUCGAAAAUAUUAAGAGAAGCAGCGCUCGUGUUAUCGAGGAACUGCAACGCACCCUCAUCGAGGUGGAGACUCGCUACAAGUCCGAGAUCAACCGAAUCAGGAAGAAGUACGAGACGGACAUUCGCGAACUCGAGGGUGCUCUUGACAAUGCUAACAAGGCGAACGCAGAAUAUCUUAAACAGAUCAAGUCACUGCAACAGCGUGUCAAGGAACUCGAAGUACUUUUGGAUGAUGAAAGGCGCAAUGCAGAUGACCUCCGUGGUCAGCUCGCCAUAUCUGAACGAAAACGUAUCACCGCCCAGCAAGAGCUUGAAGAUGUCAGAUCCAUGCUGGAAGCAGCUGAAAGAGCACGCAAGAAUGCCGAGAACGAGCUGGCCGAGACGUCAACCCGCCUGACGGAAAUCACCCUCCAGGUGACCAUCCUGACGAACGAGAAGCGUCGUAUGGAGGGCGACAUCGCCGCCAUGCAGUCUGACCUGGACGAGGCGAUCAACGCCCAGCGGGCUUCGGAGGAGCGCGCCGAUCGCCUGCACCAGGAAAUGCUGAGGCUGGCCGAGGAGCUGAGGCAGGAACAGGAGAACUACAAGAACGCAGAUUCCCUGCGCAAACAGCUCGAGAUCGAGAUCCGCGAGAUCACCGUCCGGCUGGAGGAGGCUGAGGCAUUCGCCAUGAGGGAGGGCAAGAGAAUGGUCGCCAAACUGCAAGCCAGGGUCCGUGAUUUGGAAGCUGAGUUGGAGGCAGAACAGCGCCGCGUGCGGGAAGCCAUUGCCAAUCUGCGCAAGGCCGAACGCCAGUACAAGGAAAUUAUUACUCUCGCCGAGGAGGAUCGUCGCAUGGUGGCUGAACUACAGAGCAUCAACGACCAAAUCACCCUCAAAAUGAAGACCUAUAAGAGACAGAUUGAGGAGGCGGAGGAUGUAGCCAACCUCACAAUGAACAAAUACCGCAAAGCUCAGCAAAUCAUUGAGGACGCCGAGCACCGAGCCGACCUUGCUGAAAAGAACCUCGGCGUUGUCCGUAGGUCCCGGUCCAUGUCGGUGACGCGCGAAACCCACAUGAGGGUCGUCAAGAUGUAAACUAUAUAGAUGCUGUUCAUUCUGUCCCCAGUAGACCAUGUCCUUAAUUCUGAAAAAAAAAAAAAUUUAAAAUGUACAUUUACGUUGAUAUUUAUGGCAAAAAGUUGAAUGCGUUAGCAAUAUUUGUGCUACAUGUGUUUGGAUGAAAAACAAGGGGAAAAUAUUUUUUGUCUUUCGUGAGAAAUUCCAAAGAUUCGUCGCCGUAGAAGCCCUUAUUCGGCACAGGAUUUAGAAAGCCGUCGUCAGAAACGGCCACUCCCCUUGAAUUCGUUUCCUCACCAUCAAGCAAACGUCUUCCGCAAGACAAACAGCCAGCCAAUGGGGUCCCAAGUGAGGAACAGGAUGAAGGAAGACUUUGCGGGGGAAAAACUUGAUCAUAGUUAAAAUAGUGAAAACGGCUGAACAUAUUUGCUCUUGUUCAUUGUAAUUAUUUAACAUGUUUUUUUUUCUGUGCAAUAUUUUUUUUUUUUUUUUUUUUUUUUUUUUUUUUUGAAGUAUAAAAAUCAUGUGAUAUUUAUUCAGGUUUUGCUGAAAAAUAAUUUAUGUUGGCCUCAGGAUAUCAUUUUGAGGUAACAGAUAGUUUAUGACGCAAAAGUUAUCGGUUGGACUGUUUAGCUCUUGUCCGCAUGCGCGUGUCACGUUGCGUCGUCUGUCUGUGAAAAAUAUUUGUUCAACGUUGGGAUAUAUGCAUUAUUAUAUUACACGUUGGGAUAUUUGCAUUAUUAUUAUUAUUAUAUUACACGUAGAGAAACAGAAAUUCACGAAGAUUACUGGGAGUACAUUUUCAUCAUUUUAUGAUGCUUUUUUUUCUCUUUUUGUUUUUGUUUUACUUUGACUGACAAAGCGAUUGUAACAUACAUACUUGUUAAAGCUAGUAAUAACAAUAAAAAUAAUUUAAUAAAAACAACGUUGGUUAAUGAGUAACAUGGCAAAGAAUCAUAGCCACUGUAUAACCUGCUUGUUUCUUCUCGACAUGUUUAAUACCGAGCUGAAUGUGUUGAAAGGUAAUAAUUCAUGUUCUGCUAUGGUGUGCCAUGUUCAAUCUGCUAUACUGACUGAAUUCUUUUACAGUGUAAAUGUUAUCCUCGCAUUGUCAAUAAAUUGUCAUUGAAGCUUCGCUAA
Messenger RNA from Gigantopelta aegis, 3862 nucleotides. Its product is annotated as paramyosin-like. The transcript has 14 exons. The record is from RefSeq and is a predicted model, not a curated record. Lineage: Eukaryota; Metazoa; Mollusca; Gastropoda; Neomphalida; Peltospiridae. Gene Ontology annotation, cellular component: myosin complex. The coding region runs from base 149 to 2740 and encodes 863 amino acids.